Aphanomyces invadans is the source of this 1233-nucleotide messenger RNA. RefSeq lists its product as hypothetical. The transcript has a single exon. NCBI's taxonomy places the organism in Eukaryota, Oomycota, Saprolegniomycetes, Saprolegniales, Verrucalvaceae. The coding region runs from base 138 to 749 and encodes 203 amino acids. The record is from RefSeq and is a predicted model, not a curated record.
GCGUAAUUCCACGGCGCCGCAAUGGCGGCAUCCAGGCCAUGGUCGGUGCGCCUUGACACAUCUCGCAUGGAAGCGGCGAGGUGUUGCUGAAGUCAUGUCUUUCAAAGUCACACCGACCAGGUCCUUCAUCCAAGGGUAUGACCGGGGUUUCAUUUCCGUGCACAGGGAACUGCUCAAUUGGACAUGGACCCAUUGCUGCCACCUUCAACGUUAUCGAUCACUUUCAACUCGUCGAGAGUUUGAAGAGGUCAUGCACCCCGUCGUGCCAGCCAAACAAACGAACCAUGGCCGCGACUGUAGGCAGCCUGGAAGAUGCCAUCAAAUCCGCGGAUUGCGCGGUCUUGGCGUUGCGAGCGUGCAGUGAUGUGCAUGACGCGCAACUUGAUUUUCUGCUAUCUGUCGAGCGAGGCACUGCGUCGGCCGCCUCGAGCAUUGAGUUCCCAAACGUGAUGGAGUCGCCCAAGGAAUGCCGUCCACAACUCGGCCUGGAAUCCGAACGCAGAUGGAGCUCUUUUGAUGGGGAGCGUCAAGCGCAAGUGUGUGCUGUCGCAGCCUUGGCGCGCCUUCGAGCCACGAAUCAGCGUCCGCAACCUGGAUUCAUCCAUUCGGACAUUCGUCCUCCUGGCGUUUGGUCAGAUGCCGUCAGCACACCCUUCCCUCCACCACUCGCCGAGGCUUCGGCUUCUUUAUCAAGAGGACACGUCAACUGUUCAACAGGUCCGUCACUCGUGGAACUUUGGAUCGGAUGAAGAUCCAAACGAGAGGCGUCAUCGCUGACUAGUGAGCGUGGGUAGCCCCUGGAGUGGGUGGUGCGCACAGGCUCGUAUAACUCGCGUGGUGCAGCUGGUGUGCCAGUUGAAGUGCCGACCGUCGGCCAUGCGAGAGAAUGCGGUCGGCGACGCACCACAACGUGCUGUUACGGUGUUCUUAGCACUAGACAGGGGUCCUACAACGGGAUGGCCGACUCGCAGCCUUACUGUUUGUCACCGGCACCCUCAGCCACUCCACGGCAGGGCUCCAGGCGGAGCAGUCUAAGUUUGGGCCCUUGUUUCGCUCAUGGCGAGGCAUGGCUGGGAUGACGGCGGUCGCACCGGCGAUAAACUCUUUCGGCGGGAAGACGCCCGCGAGGACCUCUACAUAAUUCAGCAUCGAUAUGAUCAAGUUGGGUGUGCUACGCGCUGUCCCAUGCCGCCUGGUGCUGCAAUGUGAGGUUUGGCAUCCGCGCGGACUUGA